Elgaria multicarinata webbii is the source of this 1509-nucleotide messenger RNA. RefSeq names its product ubiquilin-1-like. NCBI's taxonomy places the organism in Eukaryota, Metazoa, Chordata, Lepidosauria, Squamata, Anguidae. The transcript has a single exon. Gene Ontology annotation, cellular component: cytosol. Gene Ontology annotation, biological process: ubiquitin-dependent protein catabolic process. Gene Ontology annotation, molecular function: polyubiquitin modification-dependent protein binding. The record is from RefSeq and is a predicted model, not a curated record. Bases 1 to 1509 code for a protein of 502 amino acids.
AUGGUUGAAAGCCAGAAAAUCCCAGGAGUCAACCUAGGAGCCACCACCGAGCCUCAAGUUGUCCGGACCAUCGUGAAGACACCCUGGCAGAAGGAAGAAUUCCUGGUCCACAAGGACAUGCUGGUCAGAGAGUUCAAGGGAUACGUCGCCAGGCAUUUCUCCUCUUCUCCUGACCAGGUUGUGCUGGUGUAUGCCGGAAGGAUUUUAAAAGACCACAAGACCCUUGGCCAGCAUGGGAUCCAUCUGGACAACGACGCGACCGUUUAUGUGGUCAUCCGGUCUCAGCGGGUGAGUCCGUCCCGGCAGGCUUCCGCCGUCCCUACCAACGCCACCUCGAACGCGAAGCCCAUGCGGAGCGGCGCUUUUGCUAGCGACGGCCUCCGGGAGCUCACGGCCAGUCUCGGCCUCAACACGGCCAACUUUGCUGAGUUCCAAAGCCAGCUGAUGUCCAACCCUGAGAUGAUGCUAAAGCUCUUAGAGCACCCCUUCCUUCAGAGUAAGCUCUCCAGCCCUGGCUUGAUGAAGGAGCUGGUCACCAACAACCCCCAGGUACGCCAAGUGAUAAAGGAGGCCCCCGAGAUCAGCCACGUCUUCAGCUCUCCUGAAGGCAUGAGGUUGGUGGUGGAGCUGGCAAGGAACCCGGCUGCUGUGCGCGAAAUCAUCAAAGCCCCUCCUCAGGUCCUCGGUUGCUCCAGCGGAGACAGCAACGAUGGUGCCCUGCAGGGCCCUCUCACAGAGGUGCAGGGUCUGGUGCAGAAAGCCAUUUCAAAGAGGCACAGGACAACAGCCCCGUCGUCAGGUCCCCUGGGUGGCCACCCGCCAUCCUUUGAUCAUGACCAGAAGCCUGGGGGGGCCAGAGAGCCCCUGCACUCUCCCAGAAUGUGCCCUCUAAAGCCCAGUGCCCAGAACGACCACAGCAAUGGGGAAAGCGGCACCUGUCGAGGAGGAGAAGCCGGACAGCUGGCCUCGGCAGCUGUUAAGAACCUCCUCCACCAAAUCAUAAAGCAUCUCAUGCAGAACAUCACGAGCAGCCACUCCAGGAGCGCCGCUGGGCAGGGGCUCAGCCGUACCCCAGAGAUGGCAGCCCAGAUGAUCCGGAGGAACACGGUGAGGUCCAGGAACUCCCAGGAGCAGGUGGCCCUGCAGGUCCCAGCGCUCCUGCAGCAGAUCCAGAACACAGACGUUCUCCUGGCCAACUGGAGCCCAAAAGAGAUCCAGGGACUGCUAGAAAUUCAGCAGCGGCUGCAGGCCCUGGCCACAGAUGAACCGGCGGCAGCGGAGCGGCGAGGCAGAUCCGAACGGCCUGGCGCCCGGAAAGCGCACUCCAUCACCUCUCUUUGUGACAUCACCCCAGCCACGCCAAGAGCCGGGGGCCAGGAUUUCUCUGCCCGGCAGAUUUUGCAGACUCUGCUGGGUGCCGAUAUCUCAGCUGGUGCCAGGAACACCACUCGGCUCAGAGGCUCUUCCGCGCAACCAUCUUCCAAGCAGAAGCGGACGUACAAGCUCUGA